UGUCCGGGAAAUUUUAAAUAUUUAGGGGUGGUUUGAUGCUGCCCCGCCCUUCUAUUUAUACGAUACAAUUUUUGUGAUGGGUAAUGAUUUGGGUUUGUGCGAUAAAAUAGGCAAUAAACUUUCAGAAUUAGGAAAAUGGAAAGUAUGGCAGAAUGUAAUUUUAGGUCAAGUCUUAGCUUUGCUACUGUGUGCAAUAAAUACACUAUCUCAUCUCAUUAAUUCAAGUGCCAUGUUGGUCUUACCUACUGGCCAAAGUUUCCCUCAUUACAUGCUUCUGUUUGUCAUUUAUACUAGCUGGCUUGCAUUUCGUAAAGGUGAUCGAGGCUUGAUAUCAAUAUUAAAAGCACGAGGAUGGCGAUACAUACUGCUUUGCUUAAUAGAUGUGCAGGCAAAUACCCUUAUGAAUACGGCUCACCAGUUCACCACCUUAUCAAGUAUACAGUUACUCGGGUGCGUAGCAAUACCUGUAGCAUUGGCACUAAGCUGCUUAGUGCUUGGUGUUCGUUAUCGCAUGGUGCACAUAUUGGCUAUAUCUGUUUGCCUUAUGGGAAUUGGCUGCCUUGUUUGGGCUAAUACAACUGAUACAUCAUUUACCGGUAAAAAUCAAUUAGUGGGAGAUAUGUUGUGUUUAGGAGGAGCAGUUUUAUUUGCAAUUGUUACAGUUUUACAAGAAUUAGCAGUAAAGAAAACUGACGUUGUGGAAUUUUUAGGAUUGUUGGGACUAUUUGGGAGCAUUGUCAGCGGAUUACAAAUGGUAAUUUUGGAAAAACAAGAAUUACUAACCGAUUCGUGGAAACAAUAUAUAAAUAUUUUGACAACAUUUUCUAUUUCACAAUUCGUAUUUUGCAUUUUAUCAUGCAUAUUCUUACAAAAUAUGGGAACCACUGCCUUACAUUUAUCACUACUUUCUGGAAACUUCUAUACACUGGUGACUGGUACCGUACUUUUAAACUACAAGUGCCACGCGCUUUAUUUCUUAUCCUAUUUACUAACAAUGAUUGGUGUUUAUAUUUACGUAAUCAAGCCGACACCGUUUGCUGCUCAGUACUUGCCUUCCGAUUCUCAAAGAACUCGAAAUAUUUCCAGCAGGCCAGAGUGUCAAAUCAGAGAACAUCAUAUGUCCCUGAGUCCAGAUCACAAUGGUCAUAUGCUUUCCACGUUUGGGACAAUCAACAGUAUGGAUACGUUACCGAUUACCAUAAGCACAAAUACCACCUUUACAUCUUUUUAUGGUAGUCACGAUGUUCUCAACAAUAAAUUGUCUACAAGUACCGCUUAGGAUUAAAUUAAACUUUUGUACAUUGUAAAUAGGUGCAUGUAUAGCGGCGUACUAGAAGUUUGUAUACUUAAUUAUUUAUUACUGUUUUUACUAAAGGUAUUAUUAAAUUAUUGCAACCGUC
Messenger RNA from Photinus pyralis (common eastern firefly), 1400 nucleotides. RefSeq names its product solute carrier family 35 member F1-like. NCBI's taxonomy places the organism in Eukaryota, Metazoa, Arthropoda, Insecta, Coleoptera, Lampyridae. The coding region runs from base 77 to 1279 and encodes 400 amino acids. Gene Ontology annotation, biological process: transmembrane transport. Gene Ontology annotation, cellular component: membrane. The transcript is spliced from 7 exons. The record is from RefSeq and is a predicted model, not a curated record. Gene Ontology annotation, molecular function: transmembrane transporter activity.